AUACAAAAUGGUCUCACACUACUGCUUAAUCGGGGUGCUUAUGCCGCUCUCAUUGCUAAUUGCACAAGCAACUGCAACAACAGAUGGAGCUCCAUUAGCCCGCCCCAACUGCCCUAACAACUGUGGUAAUCUCACAAUUCCAUACCCAUUUGGGGUUAAAGAAAAUUGUUACUUGAACUCUUCCUUUUUUAUCAAUUGUACUCGUGACGAAUCCAGGGAACCCCAAAUAGUACCAUAUUGGGGAAAUAGUGGCAUGAUUGUUUCUAACAUCUCACUUGAAGAGGCUGAGCUGCAAAUAAUGCAGUUUGUAGCCAAAGAUUGUUAUAACCAGCUGGGCAACCAAACCUACAACAACCACCCUUGGUUUUCAGUGCCUCCUUUCACCAUCUCCCAGGCCAAAAACAAGUUCAUAGCUGUUGGCUGUGACACCAUUGCUAUUUUCCAAGGCUACCGCGCUUUCCCGAAUGACCAAGAAAGUUACUUGGCCGGGUGUAUGUCGUUAUGUGAUAGCCUUGACAGCAUUGAAUAUCAGGACUCUUGCUCCGGAAUUGGGUGCUGCCAAACUAACAUCCCCAGUGGGCUGCAAAAUCUAACUGUGACAUUGUCUAGCACUUACAAUCAUACCAAAAUAGUAGGGGACUUGACCAACUGCAGUUACGCUUUCCUUGUGGAAGAAACACAGUUCAAAUUCUCCAAUUCAAGUUUUCAACAACUGGAGAGCAUAACAGAACUUCCAGCGGUUCUUAAUUGGGCAAUUGGGGAGGAUCCAGAUCCAUGUAAUACGGCUCAAAAGAGGAAGGAUUUUGCAUGUAAAGCAAAUAGCAAGUGUGUCAACCUGGUCGGUCGCUCUGCUGGUUACAUUUGUCAGUGCUUGCAGGGCUACCAUGGCAACCCAUAUCUUCCAGAUGGCUGCGAAGGUGAGAACACUAUAAAUUUGUUUAAAGACAUGCCGGCACGCACGCACACACAUGUAAAAACAUAACAAGGAAUUUAAAGAUGC
Prunus persica (peach) is the source of this 1000-nucleotide messenger RNA. Its product is annotated as wall-associated receptor kinase 2-like. Gene Ontology annotation, molecular function: polysaccharide binding; protein serine/threonine kinase activity. Bases 8 to 982 code for a protein of 324 amino acids. Gene Ontology annotation, cellular component: membrane. The transcript has a single exon. NCBI's taxonomy places the organism in Eukaryota, Viridiplantae, Streptophyta, Magnoliopsida, Rosales, Rosaceae. The record is from RefSeq and is a predicted model, not a curated record.